GACGACUGAUCAAAAAUUUACCCGGUUAGACCGGAACUAUCGAAACAAUCAAACUUCUCCAAACCUAUGUGAAAGUGCUAAAGGUACGAAGAAUAAAAAUACAAGCGAAAAAAAAUCAGAAAG
This is a messenger RNA of Scutellospora calospora, 123 nucleotides long. The record is from the annotation of a GenBank genome assembly. Lineage: Eukaryota; Fungi; Glomeromycota; Glomeromycetes; Diversisporales; Gigasporaceae.